Messenger RNA from Aspergillus steynii IBT 23096, 1437 nucleotides. RefSeq lists its product as uncharacterized. The transcript has 3 exons. The record is from RefSeq and is a predicted model, not a curated record. Lineage: Eukaryota; Fungi; Ascomycota; Eurotiomycetes; Eurotiales; Aspergillaceae. The coding region runs from base 1 to 1437 and encodes 478 amino acids.
AUGUCCGACAUUGAAGGGUGGCGAUCAUCGCCAGACACCCGAGGAACGAUUGACAUCCUGUGGUCAUGUCUUUCCACACUGGCGCUCUGCGUCUGGACAGCGAUCCAUCCGAAUAUCCCCGUCGUAUACAAGUUCUGGCCGGUAUUCUUUGACCGGCUAGGCCUGAUGGGGUUGGCUAUUGUCUUCCCUGAAAUUAUCAUCACCGCAGCCUGGAGUCAGAGGCGACGGGGCCAAUCUCUGUUAGCAGACGUCAAUCGGUCCUUUGGGUACUUGCCCAAGGUUUCAGGGCCAAAGCUCCGUACCAGAAAUCUAUUCAAGAAAAGCCCCUACAAGUCACCCAAUGACUCCAUCCGUCAAACCGAUUCGCCUCUGACCACUUAUUCCGGCGUGGAGCUUGUGGCUCUUCCAGCAUCUGACAAUUCCCGCAUUGCAAGGCAUCAUCAAUGGGACCUCGAUCGGGCGCUUUUUGGCGUAAUGGGAGGAUACGCCAUGGAAACACGAUAUCACACACACGACGGCGAGGAACACAUACUCCGACGCCUUGUUACUGCGGACGGAAUCUCCAUCCUUGCUAGGAUCGGUGAGCUUCCCGCUAUCACAUUAAACGACAUCGAGGAGAGAAGUAAAGCGGACAUCUUCGCCAAAUCAAUUGUCGUCGGCCAAAUUAUCUGGUUCGCGCUGCAGGUCUUUGGCAGAUUAGGCCGGAACCUACCCGUCACACCUCUCGAGACCCACACGGCAAUCCAUGUGGGCUGUACGAUUCUUGUCUAUAUCAUCUGGUUCCACAAGCCGUAUAAUCUGACACAGUCCAUUGUUGUCAAAGGACCCCAGGCACAGAAUAUUGGCGCUCUAUUUAGCUUUCAUGAUAUCUCUCGUGAUGUUUACCGUCAGCAGUGGCAUCGGUACGAAGAUGAGAGAAUCGAAUAUUGGAAGACUCGUGUUAUACAGGCAUCUCGUGGAGACACGAACUUCUCUUCUCCUCCCCAAGCCCCCGUGUCUAUGGGUCUUCGCCAAGCACUCCAGCACUAUAAACUUGAGCCCAAUCUGGAUGCACCUGACAAGCUACGUCAGGAUAUCGAGAUUCUUCAUGCCCUCGCAGAAAACGCCACUCAGGGUCUUCAUUACAUCGAGAGCCGAGGAUGCUCCGCUCUCGACCACCCUUCGUCUGGCAAUCUGAAGCUCCUUCGCGACAGUGCCGAGAAUUUCGCAAUCCGGUCCGUAUGGGGUGGCUGGAGCUCUGAUAUCGGACACGAACCUUCUCUAGCCAAAGGGAUCCAUGUCCUAUUCAACGUCCUGUAUGGCGGGUCCCAUCUUGCCGCGUGGUCUUCUUUCUUCCCGUCCACCGUGGAGUCCUGGUUAUGGCGUUGCUCGGCCUUGUUUCUGACCACUGUCCCUCUGUGGGGACUACUGUGGAUUCUCUGGUGGAGGGGGUUAUAG